[Candida] anglica is the source of this 156-nucleotide messenger RNA. NCBI's taxonomy places the organism in Eukaryota, Fungi, Ascomycota, Pichiomycetes, Serinales, Debaryomycetaceae. The record is from the annotation of a GenBank genome assembly.
AUGUUGUUGGUUGUUGUUGGUAAUUGGUCUCAUCAUUCUGUGGAUCCCUGUCACUCAUGUUGGCAUUUGUUGUUUGUACUUGGUUGUUGUGGUUCCUUAAUGAUAUUGGUACUAGGUUUCAUUAUGGUUAGCUCUUUUAUCGACCUGCACUUGUGA